Molecule: messenger RNA, 2840 nt
Organism: Fukomys damarensis (Damara mole-rat)
Lineage: Eukaryota; Metazoa; Chordata; Mammalia; Rodentia; Bathyergidae
Gene: Srrm3
Product: serine/arginine repetitive matrix 3
Exons: 14
Molecular function (GO): mRNA binding
Source: RefSeq, a predicted model, not a curated record
UGGCCGCGAGCAGAGGAGGAGCUGCGCGCCGCGGAGCCGGGCCUAGUCAAGCGCGCGCACCGCGAGAUCCUAGACCACGAGCGCAAGCGGCGCGUAGAGCUCAAGUGCAUGGAGCUGCAGGAGAUGAUGGAGGAGCAGGGGUACUCAGAGGAGGAGAUUCAGCAGAAGGUCGGGACCUUCCGGCAGAUGCUGAUGGAGAAGGAGGGGGUGCUCACCAGGGAGGACCGGCCUGGCAUCCAUGUGUACGUGGGGCCGCCCCCUCACCGUCCGCGCCCCUUCUCGCCCAGGACCAAGCACUGGUCCAGCAGCUCGGCGUCGCCCCCUGCCAAGAAGAAGAAGAAAAAGAAAGGCGGCCACCGGAGAAGCCGCAAAAAGAGGAGACUAGAGUCAGAGUGCAGCUGUGGGAGCACCUCACCUCUGCGCAAGAAGAAGAAGGGCAUGAAGAAGCGCCGCCGAGACAGGUCCAAUUCUGGGUCCCGGAGGAAGAGACGGCACAGAUCUCGAAGCCCCAAGAGCAAAAGAAAAGAAAAGAACAAAGAGAGGAAGAGGCCUCACACAGAGUCCCCAGGCCAGAGGUCCCACCGUCACAGCAGCGGCAGUUCCCACAGCCCCUCGCUGUCCUCCCACUACAGUGACUCCGGAUCACCCAACAGCCCGCCCGAUGUACGUACGCUUCGCUUUGCGGAGGGUUCCCGCGCCGAGCAGGGGGCGGGUCGCCCGAGGGGCCGCUUCCUCCUCCCCUGCUCCCGCCGCUCAGAGGGGAGUCGCCAGGAGGGCUCGGUUGUCUGUGUCCACCUGGCCCUAGAAGCAAGCGAACAAAGCUGGCUGGGCAAGAGCUCCCUCCCAUCCCCGAGGUCAAAGCCAUGCUUCGCCCUGGCUGCCCAUCCACCAGCGGCUAGGAGGCCCCACCCUGCCUUCCCAAUGCGGAGACUUCUUUUCUUUUUUAUUAUCGCAUUCCUGUCCCUGACCGCUGAGAAGAAGCCCAGCUCGCCUUCGCCCAGAGCCCGCGACAAGGCAGCGGCCGCUGCACCCACGCCGCCCACGCGGGGCAAGGACUCCCCCUCCCCCAGGGCGAAAGAGCGACCCCCGCGCGCGCGCCCAGCCAGCACCUCGCCGUCGCCAGGCCCGCACGGCAGGCACGGCGGUCCGGAGGGUAAAAGCUCGUCGCGCAGUCCUGGUCCCCACCCCCGGUCCUGGAGUUCCAGCCGAUCGCCCUCCAAAUCCCGCUCGCGGUCCCCGGAGAAGAGGGCCCGCAGCCCCAGCCACUCUCCGUCGCCCAAGAAACCUCUGGGCAGGGACAAAGACAGCGAGGGCCGCGCCAGGCACGCCGAAGCCGAGGCAUCUCGCAACCGGCGCCGCUCCCGUAGCUACUCCCCCAUCCGCAAGCGGCGCCGCGACUCACCCAGCUUCAUGGAGCCGCGGCGCAUCACUAGUGCCCGAAAGCGUCCCAUCCCUUACUACCGGCCCAGCCCCUCCUCUUCCUCCAGCUGCCUGAGCAGCGACUACUCAAGCAGGAGCCCCAGCCGCAGCCCCAGCCCGGGGCACAGCCAUGGAAGCUACAGUAGUCAAAGUCGAGGGACCCGAAGCCACACACGCAGCCCCUCCCGAAGCCCCAGUCCAAGCUACCACAGCCGAAGCAGCUCUGAAAGCGGGGGCUUCUGAGCCCAUCCGGACCUUGGAGCCGCCUGGCAGAGGAAGAGGCCAGGCCAUGGGACUGGAGAGGAGGGGGCUGCACCCCCUACGAAGAGGUCUGGGGCCAGCAUGUGGACAGAUGGGACAGGGAAGACUUUGAGGGUGGGCACCCUGCCCUCAAGGAGGAGCCAGAUGGAACUGCUCCUGACAGGUGCCCACCCCUAGCCCCACCUUGAGCCCUCCUUCAUGUCCAGGGAACAAAGAGCCGUUGCGAACACAGGGAGCACCCUGCCCCCACUUCCUGCUUGAUGCCCGCUCACCCAGCUGGGCACUGCUGCCGGUCAAUGGUACAAGAGUCCACAGUGUACUGUGACCUUUCGCCUCCACUCAGUGGGCCCAGGCACACCUCAGAAGGUUCCAGGCCUGGGAACUUCCCCUCUUUUCCUCUCCCUCACUGGGCGGCCUCGGAGCCGGGUGGACAGAAGAAUGUCCCAAUCGCGGGUGCGCCACCAGCCAGACUGGGGAGCUCCUCCUCUCCGAGCUGGCUGCAGAAGUCCUGGCUGAAGACCCUCGAGUCCCUCCCCUGCUCAAAGCCCCAGCCACAAGGCCCAGGGAGCUCACUCUUGAGCCCAUCUCUCUAGCCCUCAUGCCAUGCCCUGGGCCAAGGCCAUCGCAGCCAGGCCUGCAGAGUGACAGGAGGACAGGGGGACUGACCUCGUGUGCGUGUGCAUCUGACCCUGAGGUCCAAGGGUUUCAGGCUGGGAGGUGGGAGAGGACACAGAGCAAAACAGGAAUCUACCACGCACGGGGUGGGCUGGGAGGCACUCAGCAGUCCCCAGCCCUACCAAGAGGAGGACAGCGGCACGGGGGCACAGGCAUGGGAGAGCGCUCCCCUGACAUGGUGGGAUGUGCCGCCGGCUCCCAGGGCAGGGGUGGUACCACCCUCCGCAGGGGCUGGCCAUCAACCCCACCUCUUCUGCGGCUCCCAGCCCCCACCUCCUGGGGCCCUCAGGGAUCUCACAAAGUCUUCCUUGCCCAAUGGGACAGAUGCCCUGGGCCCUGGCGGGGGGAGGGGUCUGGGAUCUGGUCCGGGUUCCCCUUCUCUCUGUUUCCCCUCACCCUUUCUCCGCAGUGCGGAUGUGAAAUGGACUGUAAUAAUAAACACUCGGUGCCCGGAUGGCAGGUGGUGAGACCAGGCGUCUCUGUGC